Talaromyces stipitatus ATCC 10500 is the source of this 495-nucleotide messenger RNA. RefSeq lists its product as uncharacterized. The record is from RefSeq and is a predicted model, not a curated record. NCBI's taxonomy places the organism in Eukaryota, Fungi, Ascomycota, Eurotiomycetes, Eurotiales, Trichocomaceae. The transcript is spliced from 2 exons. The coding region runs from base 1 to 495 and encodes 164 amino acids.
AUGCGUUUCCUGGUGAAAGCUCCGGCUCUCCCAAGUCUGAGUACUUCACCGACAGCGUAUGAGAGACCAGCAAAGAAAGUCAAAAAGGAAGAUGGACCUGUUUUAUCGCAGCCAUCAGCCGUUAUCAAGGAAGAACUGGCAGAUAAUCCAACUGCUGUAGCAGCGUCGACAGAACGAAUGCCCACUCCAUGCUGGGAAGUCACCCAAUACCUUCUCUCCGAGACUGACCCAGACUAUGAUGAACGGCAUGCCCUCAGUCAAGCAUUGAAAGCAUGGGUAAAGGAUGCUGUGAGUGAUCUCUCGACGCCAAGGAGAACCACCCCUCCCAGUAGCGAAGAUAUUGAAAGUUUGAGGAGCAUUGCCAAUGUCCUCAGCACCGGUGCAUUACACCACGUACUUCUGUCCAGAUUGAUGAGGGGUGACGGGAGUGGUAACUAUAUCAAAGCAUUCUGCAACACGAGCACCUACCUGAUUCUGCUCGUGAGUGGUCUGUAA